Messenger RNA from Anthostomella pinea, 489 nucleotides. The record is from the annotation of a GenBank genome assembly. NCBI's taxonomy places the organism in Eukaryota, Fungi, Ascomycota, Sordariomycetes, Xylariales, Xylariaceae.
AUGUCAGGUUACGACGAAUCCACCGCCUUUGACAAUGUUGGUCUAUUCGUAUUCGACCUCGAGGCCGAUUUCAAAGACCCAAGAGACAGCACCAACUCAAAGCUUGCUGACCUAAUCCAAUACGCCGAGGACGCCUUCGAAAUAAAAUGUAAUUACGAACCCAUUGCAAGGAAUACCGACUGGAUGAAGAAGGCCGAUAUAAAGUUCAUCGACAGAUUGAGACAGUUCCACGAGGUCCAGUCCGCCAAGGACCAAUCCACCAAGGACCAGCCCACCGAGGACCAGCCCAUCGAGAAACAGCCCACUGAGGACCAGCCCACCAAGAAUAAGCCCAUACCGUUUUCAACAUACGGGAAGGAAGCGCUCGAGAAGUGGGUCGAAGAUGCUCAUCGGUAUAACCUCGAGGCCUACUCGAUAAAGGGUGGCAUGGACUACGAAACCUUCGAUGAACAAGUUGUGAAGACUAUCAAAAGACUCUUCAAGGAGUAG